GCAGGGAGGGGGAGCCGUGGAAUGGCGGACGGGCGGGCCGGCCCGCCCUGGUGGUAGUGAGACCGGGGGCGCGGAGGGGACAGCCGCGGACAGGAACAGUGCCUGAAGCAGGUCCACCAUGCCGUUAGUAACGAGGAACAUUGAGCCAAGGCACCUGUGCCGUCAGACGUUGCCUAGCGUUCCGAGCGAGCUGGAAUGCGUGACCAACAUCACCCUGGCAAAUGUCAUUCGACAGCUGGGCAGCCUGAGUAAAUCUGCAGAAGACAUAUUUGGAGAGUUGUUUACUCAAGCCAACACCUUUGCCUCUCGGGUGAGCAUUCUGGUCGAGAGAGUUGACCGCUUGCAAGUCAAAGUCACUCAGCUGGAUCCCAAAGAGGAGGAAGUCUCCUUGCAAGGCAUUAACAGCAGGAAGGCCUUCAAAAGCUCCACCACUCAGGACCAGAAGCUCUUUGACAGAGAUUCUCUCCCUGUGCCUGUCCUCGAAACCUACAGGACCUGCAACACCCCUCCACCUCUCAACAUCCUCUCACCUUACAGGGAUGAUGGCAAAGAGGCGCUUAAAUUCUACACAGAUCCUUCAUAUUUCUUCGACCUUUGGAAGGAGAAAAUGCUUCAGGACACCAAGGAUAUCAUGAAGGAAAAGCGGAAACAUAGGAAAGAGAAAAAGGAGAAUCCGAACCGAGGAAACGUGAAUCCACGGAAAAUCAAAACCCGGAAAGAGGAGUGGGAGAAGCUGAAAAUGGGACAGGAAUUUGUGGAGUCAAAGGACAAGCAUGGUCCUGCUGGGUACCCCUCCAACAUGGUGUACCAGAACGGCAGCAUCGGCUCCAGCGAGAGCAUGGAUGGGAGCUGCUACCCGCCACCGCCGCAGACUGACUCCAUUGUGCCACCACCUCCCUCGUUCCCAGAUGACAGCCUGCCUCCGCCCCCGCUGGAAUUUAGCUAUCCUGUAGACAACCAACGAGGUUCUGGUUCUGGAGGGCCCAAGCGGUCCAGCCUGGUGAGCCCGAGCCACCCGCCGCCGGCCCCUCCGAUCGGCUCUCCCUCCGCAGCCCGGCCGGGCUUCGCUCCCCCUCCGGCGCCCCCUCCGCCGCCGCCCCCGAUGGAGAGCGCGCCGCCCCCGCCGCCGCCCGCGGGCUUCCCUGCCCCGGGGGCCGCGCCGCCGCCGCCCUCGCCGCCCUCCUUCCCCCCGCACCCCGAGUUCGCAGCCCCGCCGCCCCCUCCGCCCGCGGCCGACUACUGCGGCCUUGUGCCCGCCCCGCCGGGGCCGCAGCCGGGCGCUGGGGCCGCGCCGCCGCCGCCGCCGCCGCCGCCGCCCCCGGGGCCGCCCCCGCUGGCUCCCGGCGGCCUGGACGGGCCCCCGCCGCCCCCUCCGCCCUCCGACACCUCCGCCGCCAAGCCCAAGUCAUCCCUGCCCGCGGUGAGCGAUGCCAGGAGCGAUCUGCUGUCGGCUAUUCGGCAAGGCUUCCAGCUGCGCAAGGUGGAGGAGCAGCGGGAGCAGGAGAAGCGGGACGUGGUGGGCAACGACGUGGCCACCAUCCUGUCACGCCGCAUCGCGGUGGAGUACAGCGACUCCGAGGACGACUCCUCCGAGUUCGACGAGGACGAGUGGUCGGAUUAGCCGCGCUCCCGCCCCUCCUUCCCUCCGCUCCUGGGCUCGCUUCUUCCCGGAUCAGGUGGCCAAACCUCGCACCACAGCCUGCCCAUCCCGUAACCAAAGAUGUGCCAAGGGUUUUCAGACAACCAGCAGCAUGUCUCCCGUGUCCCUCCCCUGCAGCCCUGGCAGGAUCCGCGCUCUGCUUUCCAAAAGUCUCCUCACGGACACUGAGGAUGCGGCGCUGGGAUUUAGCUGGAGGGGGUGUAACGGUUGCUUAUUUAAAAGAGAGCUAAACCUCCAGAUUUUUGAUGUCACCACGCAGAGCACAUAUAAACCCUCCAUCCUGAGGGAUUUUGAAAGUAAAGAUGGAUGAUCCUGUUGUGGCCAUGUGGCCUUUUGGAUGAAGGACAUUUUCAGCUGGUUUUCUCAGUGCAACAGCAGACAGUUGAUCUGAUGGCUCUUCCUUGCCAGUGAAUACUGGUAGUGCUGCAAGAAAAUGGGCUUUAAAUGUCAGUUCUCUGCUGCAUCCCACUGUCACAUAAUCAGGUUUUUUGCAUUAGUGCACAAUUCUUUCCCCCCUGACCCCUGAGUAUUAAUUCCAGAUCACCCUGCGUGGGGUGCAUUUCCCAGCUCUGAGGGUGCUGAGUGCCUUGGGUGCAGUGUAAGGAGAGACUUUUUUAUUUUAGAAGCUGCCUUUACCUUCCUCAAAUCUCCUGGGCUGCUUUGCCAAGAGGAGACUUGCACAGAGGGAUGUAAAACCAGGGCAAGAUGCUCGUUCAGCUUCCCACUCAUGGGAAAGCAGAGCCACUGCCCCACUGAGACACAUCUGUGGUCAGCUCUGAGCGCUGGCCAGACCUCGCCGGGCUGAUUUUCUCCAAUUCAUGCUGAGAUUGUGUUUUAAAUUCCAAAUCCAGUGCCUAGGACAGGGAGCUGGGCUGGGGUUCUCUGAGCACCAGGCACUGUGGUGGUCCUUGGCCUGCCAGGGCAGUUUGAGAGGUGCUUUUUUAGCGGGGUGACCGUACUUUUAACACAGGGACUUCAAUGCUGGUAUUGCCUUUGCUUCUCCUCCCUUCCCCCCAGGGAGGGGAGUCUGUGUGCCUAAAAACAUCAUUGUGUGUGUGAACUGAGUUGCCCAUCAGUUACAUCAGACCUAACCUACCCUAAUUUUGUUAUUAUAAUUCAUUAGUUAAUUUUAAGAGAACGUUUUUUCUCCUCACUAACCCUGUGAAUUAAUUCCCAGGCUGCUCACUAUAGAUCCAGUACUGGCAGGGGAAAAUGGGGAAUUUGAACUAGCUGACCUCGGUUUUAUUGCUGUUUUAUGUUACCUUACAUAGCAUAUGAGCAUAUCUUGGAAAUCUAACCCAGAUACCCCUGAUGUGUAUUUUAAUUUGGACAUGACUCAGUAAGGGUCAUGCAAAAAGCAAUUCCAAAGCCUUUUUGAGGUUAUGGGUCCAGCUGUUGUGGGAUGCAUGUCCCACUAAGACCAACUCUCCCAUCUUUUUUCCUUUCCUAAAGUAUUUCACCAGCCUGUGCCUGUCUCUCUUCCCUGCCUCGCCUCCUUUAAUGGUGUUGCUGAUACCUGGAACGCUGGGCCCUGCCCGAGGCUGGCUGGAAAUCCUGCUUGGGAGGUGAUUGAUGGCUUCAGCUUGUGCCAUGAGUUCUUACUGAUUCCUUCUGUGUGUGAGUGAGUGUGUGUGAGUGAGUGUGUGUGAGUGUGUGUUGGGAUGGCCGGAGGAUGGGCUCAGGGAUGCAGCCCCAGCUGGGAGCCAGUGAUGCCCCAGAGGUUCCUGGGUGGCAGCACCAUCGGGUUUGUCUGCAGGCAGGAUGCAGGAACUGGGCAGCAGGGAACACCUGAGCAGCUCUAGUGCCAGGUUCUGGAACAGGGAGCAAACCCCUGGAGUGCAGUGCAGUGCAGAGACUUGGAAAUGCAGAGGGAUGGUUGCUGCAAGCUGGGUGAGGGGAGGAGAGGCACUGCCUCGUUCUGCUGCUCUUUCUGCGAGCAUCCUCCUCUGGCUGCUCUGAGAGACAAGUUCCCAGCAAAAACAGCCCUGAGCUAAGCUGGGCUGACAGCAGGAUCACACAGGGAGGCGAGGAGCCCGCAAAUGCCAAACCUGGCUCAAUCUGAGAUUGCAUUAACUAGACUUAGCCUUGUUGGGGAAGAGAGCGAGUCUUUGUGUCGCCUGAAAUAGCAGAAGUGCCAUAUUCCCUGAGCCCCAUGAUGGUGUGUCGUGCCUGGGGCCCUGGGACACGUCCCUCUCUCUGCCUAUUGCACAAGGCUGCUGCUGUGUGGGCACGGCUGGAGGUGGCUCCUCUGGCCUGCAGGCAGCGGCAGGGACACUGCCUUGUCCCUGCAAGCCUGCUGGAAACACCCUCUGCUCCCAAACCCCAUCCCAGGGCAGGCACCAAAACUGCAGGAUCCUGCACAGAACGGUUGUGGACAGGUAGGGGAGGUUGGUGUUGGAGUGGUUUUUAAAUCUCCUUUGAUUCCUGCCUUUUUUUUUUCUUUUCUAAAUCUUUGAUUGCCUUAGCCUAUGCGGGUAUCCCUGAGAAACAGCUGCUCCAGAGAGGGACCAUCUCUGAGUAUCCUUGCAAAAUCGCAGAGCUCUGGGCCACCGAGUGAGCUCAGUGUUUGUGAAAGCAGCAGGGAGGAGGAGAGGUGCCAAAACCAACCUUUGCAAGGCAGAGCAGCUGCGCUGGAAGGGCAGGGCUGCCCUGCCACCUUUGCCCUGGCGUUGGGGGCUCCGGCUCCUUCCUCCCCUUUGGUGGGGCUGGGUUGUUUCCCCGAGCCCAGCGGAGCUGCCCCUCGCAGCCAUCGCGCCCGUGCUGCGAGUGCGGGCAGGCGCUGCCUCCCUUCCCUCCCUGCCCUCCCUUGCCUGCCUGUUAACCAUUCUGGCCGUGUCCUGCCCGCAGUGCUUGGCUGCUGCUCCCGGCAGCCUCUGUCUCUCCCGGGCUCAGCCCCAGCUCCGCCGGUGACCUUCACUGCUGCUCCUGCCUUAUCGCAGCCCCAGCGCCGGCGAGGGCUCCCGGAGCUCCGGGGCUGAGGGAUCCUGCCGAGUGCCAUUGCAGGGAAAGGGGAGAGUGCAUUUUAUAUGUUUGUUUUUUUUUUUUUUCAGAACGUGAACUUAUUUAACGUGUUUCUUUUGGAAGUCCCUGCCCUGGAGGGGCUCUGGGACGGAGCUGCCUGGCAGGGCAGAUGCAGCUGCCCCGGGUCAGGUUUCACUGCUGUUGGAUUUCGGGGGUGCUUUCUUCUCUUCCUUUUUAAACAAAGCCUUGAAGUGGAAGUGGAUCCGAUGUUUUUAUUACUGUAUUAACAUUCAUUUUAAUUCACUUCAGAAACUAACCCAUUUUUCUUCCUGAUUAGAAUGUCAUAGAAUUAGACAAGCUGUAACCCCUCCUGAAGUGCCUUAUUUUCCUACAUGAUAUAAAUAUAUUUAUAAGAGUAAUUAUUCCACUUAUAUCUUAGGGGCUUAUUGCUGAGCAGGAGAUAAGGUGGGAGAGGAGGGAUGGGAAGCGCCCUGCACAGACCCAGCCAGGCUGGGGUGGAAGGGCGACUUUGAUGGAUACUCUCAGGGUGCAGGGGGUUCCUCACUUCAGACCAAAGGAGUUUCAGCACUGAAACUCUGCUUAGAAAGAAGAAAAAAGAACGAAAAACCCCAAACACGUGAGCAAAAUACUGUAGAUUUGUCAGGUUGUUUUUUUACCCCUGCAAAGCAAACACUGAUGGCCGGACUCUGCAGGGAGCAGUGGGUGUGGGGGAUCAGAGCCUGCCCCUGGUCCAUCCUUGCACAUCCCAGUGCAGACUCUGCCUCCUGUAUUCCCAUGUAAUGUCUGUGCUUUUCCCUGUCAGUUGCUGUAUAAGCCAGAUUUCCUGCUGCUUUGUUUUGUUGUUUUUAAUAAUCAGCUCAGUAACCCCUGGAUGAAGAUCCCAGCUGCAAAUAUUUUGUAAUGUACGUGUAUAAAAAAAAAGUAAUAAUUUUUUUGAUUCUUUUUUAAAACUUGAUAAAAUCUUUCUAUCCA
This is a messenger RNA of Melospiza melodia melodia, 5614 nucleotides long. RefSeq names its product WASP family member 2 (gene WASF2). Gene Ontology annotation, molecular function: Arp2/3 complex binding; actin binding; protein kinase A regulatory subunit binding. The coding region runs from base 119 to 1621 and encodes 500 amino acids. Gene Ontology annotation, cellular component: cytoskeleton; lamellipodium; SCAR complex. The record is from RefSeq and is a predicted model, not a curated record. Gene Ontology annotation, biological process: actin cytoskeleton organization; positive regulation of Arp2/3 complex-mediated actin nucleation. The transcript has 9 exons. NCBI's taxonomy places the organism in Eukaryota, Metazoa, Chordata, Aves, Passeriformes, Passerellidae.